AGCAUGUCGGGGCGCGGCAAGACUGGUGGCAAGGCCCGCGCCAAGGCUAAGUCACGUUCGUCGCGUGCUGGCCUUCAGUUUCCAGUGGGUCGCGUACACCGUCUGCUGCGGAAGGGCCAUUACGCGGAGCGGGUCGGCGCCGGCGCACCAGUGUACCUGGCGGCGGUACUCGAAUACCUGACUGCAGAGAUCCUGGAGCUGGCGGGCAAUGCGGCCCGCGACAACAAAAAGACGCGGAUCAUCCCCCGCCACCUGCAGCUCGCCAUCCGCAACGACGAAGAGCUCAACAAGCUGCUGGGCGGCGUGACGAUCGCGCAGGGAGGCGUCCUGCCCAACAUCCAGGCCGUGCUCCUGCCCAAGAAGACGAGCGCCACCGUGGGGCCUAAGACGCCCGCGGGCGGCAAGAAAAGCACACAGGCCUCUCAGGAAUACUGA
Molecule: messenger RNA, 435 nt
Organism: Elephantulus edwardii (Cape elephant shrew)
Lineage: Eukaryota; Metazoa; Chordata; Mammalia; Macroscelidea; Macroscelididae
Product: histone H2AX-like
Exons: 1
Coding region: 4-435 (143 amino acids)
Biological process (GO): DNA damage response
Cellular component (GO): nucleosome
Molecular function (GO): structural constituent of chromatin; DNA binding; protein heterodimerization activity
Source: RefSeq, a predicted model, not a curated record